AUGCCGCGAAAAAUUGGUAUCAUUGGAUAUGGAAAAUUAGGGAAAUUCCUUGUUAAUCACAUUCUUCAACAGUUUGACUUGGAAUUAUCAUUUGUUUGGUGUCCGAAUCCCAAAGUUCUGAUUGGCUAUAUUGACAGUAGAUUCAUUUUGAAAGACCUCAGCCAGUUCCGUACACGAAAUUCUGAUCUAAUCAUUGACCUCUCACUGCCUGAAGUAGCGAAAAAUUAUGGUGCAUUGUUUCUUCAAGAAGCAGAUUAUAUGUCUUUGAAAAUUAUCAUAAAGAAACAGCCAUCACACCUGAGCGUGACUGGAGACCUGAAAAAAAAAAAUGAUCAAGUUAAGAAAGAAGCUACUAUCCUCUUCAAUGGAAAUGUACGAAGCUUAUAUCCACUAGCCCCACUUCAUAUCAGGCCAAUGAUAGUCACAGCUCUGGCAGCCCAUACACUUGGAUUUGACAAUGUUGAAGCUGAAAUCAUUUCAGAUCCAAAGUAA
Molecule: messenger RNA, 492 nt
Organism: Acanthosepion pharaonis
Lineage: Eukaryota; Metazoa; Mollusca; Cephalopoda; Sepiida; Sepiidae
Source: the annotation of a GenBank genome assembly